Messenger RNA from Acytostelium subglobosum LB1, 1722 nucleotides. RefSeq lists its product as hypothetical. NCBI's taxonomy places the organism in Eukaryota, Evosea, Eumycetozoa, Acytosteliales, Acytosteliaceae. The transcript has 4 exons. The record is from RefSeq and is a predicted model, not a curated record. Bases 1 to 1722 code for a protein of 573 amino acids. Gene Ontology annotation, molecular function: 5'-nucleotidase activity.
AUGUCACAAACACCACCAGUGUCUAGUACACCAAAGCUAUCUGCUACAUUCAGAACAUCCAGUUCUGGUCUUCUGAUGGAGAAAAGACGUCAGGAACAAGAACAUACAACAACAACUUCCACAUCAACUGGAAGUGAUCCAGUGGUCAAUCAUCUGACUUUGAAUGACUUGUCAAACCCACCAACUGAUGAGGAAUUGAAGAACUAUAAGGACUUGCCAUCCAACCAGUUGCCACCAAUCCACAAGAGAGAGAUGCUAAAGAGGAUCUUUGUCAACCGUGAUCUUAAGUUGGAGCGCAUGGAGUUCUUUGGCUUUGACAUGGACUACACGAUCGCCGUGUACAACUCGCCAGACUUUGAGGAGCUGGCCUACAACAUGGUGAUCGACCGUCUCAUCCAGCAGGGUUACCCCGCCUCGAUCAAGAAGUUGAGGUACGACCCCGAGUUCCCCAUCCGUGGCCUGUUCCUGGACAAGGAGCUGGGCAACCUGCUCAAGAUCGACAGCUUUGGCAACAUCACCAUCUGUGUGCACGGAAAGCGCACGCUCAGCAAGAACGAGACGAUCGAGUUCUAUCCCAGCAUGAGGGUCAACGCCGACGACAUUGGCCGCAGGUUCUACCUGCUCAACACCCUGUUCACGCUGCCCGAGGCGUCGCUCUACAGCGACCUCGUGGAGUUCCUCGAGAAGGAGAGCGAGCUGGUCAUCACCGAGGAGGUGGCCAACGAGCAGCAGCAGAUGAACUCGCCGCCCCUCCACUCGCUGAGGAACCCCGCCUCCAAGGACGAGCACUCGAUCCCCGUCGGCGACCUGUCCUACGCCAACCUGUUCCAGGAUGUCCGCGAGGCCAUGGACCUCGUGCACAACGAUGGCAGUCUAAAGACCAAGGUGUUGGAUGACAUGCCCAGAUACAUCAAGAAGACCAACUGUCAUGUAUUCUUUGAUCGUUUGAGACAAGACAAGAAGAAGGUGUUCCUCCUAACAAACAGCGAGUACUACUACACCAACAAGGUCAUGUCCUAUCUCCUCAAUGACACCAAUCCAAACUACAAGAGUUGGAGAGAUUUCUUUGACUUCAUCAUUGUUGGAGCGGAUAAGCCAAGAUUCUUCUCAGAGGGUACCACUAUUAGAGAGGUGGACAUUGCCACUGGCAACUUGAAGAUCACUAAUGUAAAGGACAGGUUCGAGCCUGGCAAGGUAUACCAUGGUGGUUCACUGUCCCUGGUUCAGAAGUUGACAGGUGUGAAGGGCAACCGCGUGUUGUACACUGGUGAUCACAUCUUUGCCGACAUUAUCAAGUCCAAGAAGACGCACGGUUGGAGGAACCUCCUGAUCGUGCCCGAGUUGCAGCACGAGAUCGAAGUGUUUGAGGAGCAGAAGCAGACCGUCAACCACUUGAUGAACCUCGAGUUCAUCAGAGCCGAGAUCUACCGUGGUCUGGACUCUGAGUGCACGACACCACCCGACAUCAAUGUGUUGCACCAGCACAUCAAGCAGGCGUCCAAGAAGUUGAACGAUUCGUACAACAAGUACUUUGGCAGUUUGUUCAAGUCUGGCUCCAACUCAACAUUCUUUGCCAUGCAAGUUCAGCGCUAUGCUGACCUCUACGCCAGUGACUACCUCAACCUCUUGAACUACCCUCUCUUCUACACCUUCAGUGCCAACACCUACGCCAUGCCCCAUGAGAACCUCACUGGUGCCUCAAUCGAUAAGAUGGCAAACUAA